This is a messenger RNA of Echinostoma caproni, 1425 nucleotides long. Lineage: Eukaryota; Metazoa; Platyhelminthes; Trematoda; Plagiorchiida; Echinostomatidae. The record is from the annotation of a GenBank genome assembly.
AUGUCCCUCCGGAGUACUCGAGAGAACCAAAAAUAUUUGGGUGACUUCCGUGUGGUGCUUAUGGAGACGGUGAACUACGAGCGAAAAUCGGCCAUGGUUUUGAAUGAUUUUGAUGGAAACCCAUUCAACUCCUGGAUGUCAAAACGCCAAAACAAGGCGAAAAUAGUGGAAAAUCGUGAACUGAGUUUGAAUUUUUGGUGCCUCAACCCGGCCAUCAUAUUUCGUGAGGUCGCCUCCUUGGCCCACUGUCUGAUACUAAUGAGUGGAACGUUGUCACCGUUAGAUGCACUCGAGGCGGAACUGGGUGUCGAAUUCCCCAUUCGACUGGAGGCGAAUCACGUGAUUGCAAAAGAUCGUUUGUUGGUAGCCAGUCUGGCUCACGGACCCGGUGGCGAUCGUCUUUGUGCCACUUACCAGUACCAAAGUACUUAUGCAUUCCAAGAUGAGGUUGGCAAUCUGGUCCUACAAGCCUGUCGAAUUGUUCCCGGUGGUGUGCUUUGCUUUCUACCCUCGUACGGACUGUUGGAUCGGCUCGNACGAUGGGAGACUACUGAUUUGUUUACAAAACUUCGUCGUAUCAAACACAGNACACCGAUACGUCCACGCAAACGACCUCGUGUGAAGUCUGACGAAGACGAACUCAAUGCGACCGCAUGCUCCGAGUAUCUAGACACCCAGAACGGGGCCGUAGUAUUUGCCGUGUGCCGUGGGAAAGUUAGCGAAGGUUUGGACUUUGCCGAUGCAUACGGUCGUUUGGUCAUUGCUGUUGGUAUCCCGUAUCCGGCAUUUAACAAUCCGCAGGUUCAGUCCCCAUUCGAUUUCGUUCACAGUUUGGUGUUUCAAAUUUAUACAAAUGAGCUUUUUUGUAUGAGAUAUACCGCACAUUCCGUGUUCACAAUACACCCAACGGUGUCCGGUCGAUGUAAUUAUUGCGCUGCAUGUGAGGAGCCAAACUGGGGGCCGGGUGCUCAAUUUAGACUUUAUUUUCGUGAAUCCGGACAUGUGAUCAAAGUCCAACAAAAGCGCGAGUUCAAUGAUGCUGCUCGGAAACUGGCCUCGACCGCAUCCGCUCCCUCUCCCGGACGACCACAAGCCCAGGUGGCCUCGUUCGCAAACGGCCUCAACCACGUGCUCAGCGGUUCCGAAUGGUAUAAUGCUCAAGCGUACCGUGCUUUGAAUCAAGCUCUGGGUAGGUGUAUUCGUCACACCGAAGACUGGGGUGCGGUGUUACUUGCGGAUGCACGUUUUGUGGAACAACCGGCUCGCUAUCUGACUGGGAUCAGUCGGUGGAUUCGAUCACGGGUCACGCAUCACACAGUCUGGUCGGAUCUUGCCACACGACUACACAACUUCAUAGAGAUGCGUACCAAAGUGGAGAAGAUCGAAACCGAAGCCGAGGAGUUAGACGACAUUUUCGCUGACUAG